Molecule: messenger RNA, 3091 nt
Organism: Pecten maximus
Lineage: Eukaryota; Metazoa; Mollusca; Bivalvia; Pectinida; Pectinidae
Product: proton channel OtopLc-like
Exons: 9
Coding region: 428-2863 (811 amino acids)
Biological process (GO): proton transmembrane transport
Cellular component (GO): membrane
Molecular function (GO): proton channel activity
Source: RefSeq, a predicted model, not a curated record
UUCUGGCCCCUCCGUGAGUCGGGAUAUUGGCGCACUCCCCCUUCCCCUGUCACCCUCCGCGCGGCCCGCUGACUGAAAUAUUAAACACAAAACCCUCUGACUCGACUGUGCUGGAGUCAGAGCGAAUAUCGUGGCUCGAGAACACAGAGCCAUGCUGUGUGAACGGCUCGGGAGUUUUUACGCAUGGAUGGUUAAAUAUACGUGCUACCUUACACACGAGAGGCAUGGAAUUUAUUAACGAAGAAAAAUGGAAUAAUUUUAACAAAGGAAAUUGAAAUAUUUUGUAAGUUAAUAUACGUGUAUAUUUAACAAAUAUAAAAAUGCCCAGCGUGGUUUUACUUGGGUACAAGUUUAAUUGGUACCAGUUGAUAUAGUGCUUUAGAGAAGUUAUAAGAAGUGUGAGUGUUUUUUAAGACAACGGUUCGUCAUGAAUAUCGGAAAAGAACAGAACAUCGUGGAUGACAACAGGAAUAACUUUAACCAUGUUGGAGUCUUCAUGCCGGAGUCGGAUUCUGGAGACGAUUCGGAACCAACUUACCGGGCUUAUAGUGAUAAUGUGGAUACGGAUGUUAGCAACACACAGGACGAGGGGGACGCUCCCUCACCCCCUGCCCCACGGGCAGACAGGAGGGUACCCGUAGUGCCCCUCAAUAACCUCAACAUGUUGACCAGUAGUGAUUCGGACAGUUGCACAGACGCCGAGUUUCUCGGCGGGCAGACGACAGAUGACACUAGCAGUACGUCGGAGUCCGAGGAAACUCAAAUUUGGGUGCCUGUUGGGAACAGAAAUGGCAGUCGUAUGAGCACUUCUACUCCUCCUCUGCCGAGUCUGACCAGUUCAAACGCCAGUGACAGUCAACAGAGUCCCAUUAACCGGAACACGUUGCCGAGAUAUUCCCCACGUGACAUGUCGUCAUCAGGAAAUAACUCCAACGUCACUUCCCCUACAGAACCAUGUGACGACACCAUGGGACGAGGCCGGCGACAUUCGUGGCAAGGUCAUGGACACAGGCGGCUCUCGCCAAAACGAGUCAGUGUGCUACGUCACGAUCCCGUUACCGGGACAACGGAAGCGGUGCUUGUUGACAAUGUUCCGAAUGGAGAUUCAGGUAUUGGCCAUGAUAUUACACACUCCACGACAGUCCACGGAGAACUCUUUUAUCCUGACUCUCCUUCCAAUAUAUCUCUGUCCAUCCUGAAAAAGAGGGACGGGCGAUGGGGUGACGUCACUCAGUACCCAUGCGACACUACCCUUGUGGACAGUCUUUUCAUCAUCGUAAGCGGCCUGUAUGCUAUGCUCGUUGUUGUGAUGGGCUGCGUGAUGCCUAUAGCAGAUAUAUUUGCUACAAAACCGAUGCCAUAUUUAUUUGAGGGCUUUUACAUAUACCUAUAUAGUGUGAGCAUAAUUUUCCUUAUAUACGCCUAUGUAUAUUUGCUACAAAACAAGACAGUGCGGCUGCGCAAGAAGGUCAAACGACGGAUGAACUCACCGGAAUCAAAUGGCUCUACUUCCAGUCGGAAGCGGAAGUACUCAUUUGAUGUGUCAAGGACAUACAACACCGGAAGUUUCUAUCUAAGAUUAGGAGCCGUCGCGUUUGGCGUCGGGAGUAUGAUUCAGAGUGGCCUUCUCUUUGGACAAUUCUUUUACUCCGAGUCGUUCUCGUCAUGCAGUGACCCAGUCCACGGAGUGCGACCUCUACUACAGCUUAGCUUCACCUUCAUACAGCUCUAUUUUGUCUUCCUUAACUCAAAGAUGUGUAUCCACCGCUACAAAAGCUUAGCCAGGUUCGGACUUAUGCACAUGGUCGCCACUAACUUGUGUGUGUGGGUGGAGAACAUCGUCCGGGAAACACUGCGCGAGAUCGAGACAUAUAACUUCCGCCAGAGGAAAGAGGGCACAUGGAUAAGUCCGCACGUGUUAAACAAUGAAUCAGUUCCCAUGGUACAGAACGGUUCCGGAACGUCUGUCGGUGUCGUGAGAUGUAACGGUAACUCCCUAAUGAAGUCCGUAGUGGAGUCAUCUGGACCAUACCUGUAUCCGUGUAGUGUGGAGUACAGUAUUAUCUUUGCAGGUAUCCUGUACGUCAUGUGGAAGAAUAUCGGACGGUUCCACAUGGGUUACGAUGGUAACGACAUACAGGACAUUGAAUCAAAAGCGAAGGCUCAAAGGAUUAACGUCGACUGUUCUGGAUCCAGCCGGGGACUUUUCAUCGGAAUCUUCGUUCUGGUUGCCACAGUCAUUACUAUGAUAAUAUUUUUUGUUCUGAUCGGUUCCAUGUCGUAUCUGGAUACAGCUCUCAAACUGGAACACCUUUCAGAAGUUGUCAUCUACGUUUUGACGUCGAUCGCGGUCAUCUUGGCGUUUCACAGAAUGCAAACUUUACGUUACUCGAUCGAGAAGCAGAUUGACCUUGAGGAAAGUCUUCUGUUGAUCGGGUUGGUUGGAGAAUUUACCUUCGGAUUAUUUAGUAUCAUCGCCGCUGCUAUGGACAGUCAAGAAUCCAAUGGAUUCCUUGUCAUAUUAUCAAGUGUCUUGGGAAUGUUCCAGGCAACACUUCAGACUGUAUUCCUUCUGCACGCGCUCCGGAAAUCGGCGGGAAAACGGGAGCACGAGCGCCAGAAGCCAGGUCGCGAGUUUGUGACGUUCUUGUUAGUGUGUAACAUUGCUUUGUGGAGUAUUAACACAUUUGAAGUGCUGCGCUCACAAGCUAACCCAAUGCAACUCAACUACUACGGUGUAGUGGCUUGGAACAUUGUCAACCACGUGUCUAUUCCACUAACGAUAUUUUACAGAUUCCACUCAACUGUAUGUUUGUCGAACAUAUGGAAAAACGCAUGGAGGCGACGUUACCCAAGUGGUUAGAAUCUAGUAAAUUUAAUUAGUUGUAGCGAAGAUCAAAAUCAACCCAUUGUCACUGCUUGGUGCUACUGAAUCAUCGAAUCAUCGUGUUUCUUCACCAAUCAUGUUCCUGCAUUCUCAUCUAAUGAAAGGAUUUAAAGAUAACAGUGAUAUAACCAUUCUCGUGUUCAACCACGUGACUGUAUUGAACUUUGACCUAAUGAGAUGAAGAUAGCAUUAACGUUGGCUGGA